AUGGACUCGCGAGAUUCGGCAUCUCAAUCCUCCUCCUCCCCUGCGGCGGCCGCACCGGCGACCGGCACUUCUACGUCGUCCAACGGGGAGGACGACGCAGUUCUCUCCUUGACCGCUGCUCUCGCUAAGGACGCCGCAUUGCACUUCACGUCCCGCCGCUUCUCCGACUGCCUCGAUGUUUUGCAUCAGGUCAAGCUGAAGAAAGAAGGCGAUCCUAAAGUACUUCACAAUAUUGCUAUAGCAGAAUAUUUUCGAGAUGGUUGUUCGAAUCCAAAGAAGUUGCUUGAUGUGCUCAACUCCGUCAAGAAGAAAAGCGAGGACCUUGCAAAUGCUUCGGGAGAAGCUGUGGAAGUUGGUAGCAACAAAGUCGCACCUAGUUCUAAAGGAAGUGGUACGAUGACACAUCAGUCGUCUGGUGGAAAUAGUGGAACACUGGUUUACAUGGAUGAAUUUGACCCAGCUGUAGCAACGCUAAACAUUGCAAUUAUCUGGUAUCAUCUUCAUGAGUAUACGAAAGCCCUAUCGGUGUUAGAGCCUCUGUAUCACAAUAUUGAGCCAAUAGACGAGACGACAGCUCUUCAUGUUUGCUUGUUAUUGCUGGAUGUCGCACUUGCUUGUCAAGAUGCAUCCAAAUCUGCUGAUGUGCUACUUUACUUAGAGAAAGCGUUCGGUGUCAAUACUGUGAAUCAUGGUGAUAACGGUAAUGCACAACUGCAACACUCAACGAAUCUAGUUGCAAAAUCUUCCUCUAUUCCAACAAGUUCAUCAGCAGUCGAUGCAUCUAAUUCUGAUUUAGGGGCUAGCGGGAAUUCCUUAGAAAGUUCGUUAUCAAGAUCACUAUCAUUAUCGGAGGAGUCGCUGGAGUAUGAAUCUAUGUUUUCUCUCGACAUAAGUUCUCAGGGCUUGGGGAAGCCACCAGGCUUUUCAUCGUCUACUGAUCUUUCAAGGAACUCAGGGGAUAGGUCUAUGUCUACCAUCGAUUUGAAGCUUAAGUUGCAACUGUACAAGGUUCAGUUUCUUCUUCUGACCAGGAACUUGAAACAUGCUAAGCGUGAAGUGAAGCUGGCUAUGAACAUUGCACGAGGGAGAGACUCAUCAACAGCCUUACUCUUGAAGUCUCAGCUUGAAUAUGCCCGUGGCAACCACCGAAAAGCUAUCAAGCUUUUGAUGGCAUCGAGUAAUAGAACAGAAAUGGGAAUUUCAAACAUGUUCAACAACUUAGGUUGCAUUUACUAUCAGCUUGGGAAAUACCACACCUCAUCAGUCCUCUUCUCAAAAGCACUGAGCAGCUGUUCAUCUCUUCGGAAGGACAAGCCUCUAAAGCUGUUAACUCUGUCACAGGAUAAGUCUCUCCCCAUAUUGUACAAUUGUGGCGUACAGCACUUGGCAUGUGGGAAACCUUUCCUGGCUGCUCGGUGUUUUCAGAAGGCGAGUUUAAUAUUCUACAACAGGCCUCUUCUUUGGCUCCGUCUUGCUGAAUGCUGUAUCAUGGCUUUAGAAAAGGGAGUAAUUAGAGGUUGCAGUGGUGCCUCUUCUGGCAAAUCAAACAUCAUGGUACAUGUUGUGGGUAAGGGCAAAUGGAGGUAUCUUGCUUUGGACGAUGGGAAAACAAGAAAUGAAUUUGCUGAAAAAGAGGUUCUGUCAAUGGGUGAUGGUCAACCUAAGCUUUCGAUGUCCUUUGCUCGGCAGUGCCUAUUCAAUGCUUUGCAUUUGUUAGACUACUCCGAACUAAACCAUCUGAAGUAUGGGUUACCGUCAUCUUUCUCCUUGGAGGAAAAUGAAUCCGACGGCACUCUUAAGAGCCCAAAUCACAAGAACUUGACAGGUAUUGAUGCCAAAGCCUCGGCUGGUAACAUGGGUCUGAUUAAUGCAAAUGGUGAUGCGAAAGAGCAAAAAGGAGGAACACCAAGCCAGGAGGUUAUGCAGAACUCGAUAUCUUACUACGAAGUUGUCCAUCGGAGAGAAAACCAGAUGAUUAAGCAAGCUCUUCUUGCAAACCUUGCAUAUGUUGAGCUGGAACUUGAAAACCCGACCAAGGCUUUGUUGAGUGCAAUGUCUCUCUUGGAACUACCGGAGUGUUCGAAGAUUUUCGUCUUUCUUGGACACUUGUAUGCAGCAGAAUCACUCUGCUUACUGAACAGGCCCAAAGAAGCAGCCGAGCAUUUGUCGAUUUAUCUCUCUGGUGGAAACGAUGUUGAGUUGCCCUUCAAGCAAGAGGAUUUUGAGCAGUUGCUAGUGGAGAAAAGUUUGGAUUCCGAGGAGUCAAAUGGAGCAGCAGCACAGAACAAGUCUUCUAACUCUGUAGAGGAAUUACAAAGCAUUGCAUUCCUGAAGCCAGACGAGGCACGUGGAACCCUCUAUGCAAAUUUCGCCGCCAUGUACGCCAUGCAAGGAGAGCUCGAACGAGCCUACCAUUUCGUGACACAAGCAUUGACCCUCGUCCCAGGGAACCCGGAAGCCACGUUGACGGCAGUGUACCUGGACCUGUUGCUCGGUAAGUCUGAAUCGGCUGUUACCAGGUUAAAGCAAUGCAGCCGGGUAAGGUUCGUUUCAGGCAAUGUAGUAUUGAAUAAAUCUUGA
Molecule: messenger RNA, 2580 nt
Organism: Linum trigynum
Lineage: Eukaryota; Viridiplantae; Streptophyta; Magnoliopsida; Malpighiales; Linaceae
Source: the annotation of a GenBank genome assembly